CGGAAGGGGCGAGGAGUGCGGGCGCAGUCUUGCUGACAGUUUCUCUCUGCGCGGUGGAGCAAGAGCGAGCCAAUGGGCGCCGAGCUCUAGGCAUGUGACCGGCGGUGCUGCCCCUCCCGGAAGGGAGCGAGCGGCCUUGAGAAGCAGUAGGUUCCGCUGAGAUGGGGCGCUCUUGGGCGGGGUCGCCAGGCCGGGGAUCCUGUCGGCGCGACGGGAUCGGAACGGUCGAUAUGGAUCAGAAACUUCCACAGUUGAUAGAAGCACUCACAACGUCAGGAGAACCUCAGCUGAAUCCUGAACAAAUGAAAGAACUGAAGAAACUCUGCAAGUCUUCAGAGGAGCAGCUCAACCAUGCCUACCACUUGCUGAUGACCCAGCUGAGCCAGGACCAUGCUGAGAUCCGUCUCUCUGCUUUCCAAAUUGUGGAUGAGCUCUUCGCCAGGUCUCACCAGUUCAGGGUGCUGCUCGUUUCCGACUUCCAGGAGUUCCUGGAGCUCACGCUGGGGACCGACCAUGAGCAGCCCCUGCCACCCCCCAAGGAAGCAGCCCAGAGGCUGAAGCAGGCAGCCAUGCAUGCUGUGGAAGGGUGGAAUGAGCGGUUUGGCAAGGCCUAUAAGAAGCUUGCCUUGGGCUACCACUUCCUGAGACACACCAAAAAAGUGGAUUUUCAGGAUGUGAAUGCCAGGACUUUGGCAGAGAGGAAGCGGGAAGAGGAGAAGCAGAAGCACUUGGAUAGAAUCUAUGGGGAGAGAGCCGAGCAGGCCAAGAGGGAGAUGGAAGAAAUGUCUGAGGAGAUUGCCUGCUGUCUGACGGAGGUGGAGAACUGCUUCAAGCUGCUGGUGCCCUUGUACCUGGGCCCAAAUCCCAGUGCAUCUUCAGAGGAUGCCUCUUACACGCCAGGCCCUGGCUGGGCUACCCCUGGCCGAUCUGGUGGCUCUGACCCCCAGGAUGAGGAGCAGCCAUGCUGCAGCAGAGACCUGCCUGCCUCAGCGUGCCACCUAGGAGCGGCUGGUGGUAGGGAGGGGCUGCCCCAGAUAGCACCAGAGGAUCCUUCAGAGGACGAGGAAGAAGGCAGUGACCUGGAGGAGUUCGUGCGGAGCCAUGGGCUUGGUUCACACAAGUACACGCUGGCUAUAGAGCUCUCCUCAGAGAGCCUGAAGGUGCAGGAGAAUGAGGACAACCUCGUUAUCCUCCAUGCUGCCCGAGACGCACUCAAGCUGAUCCGAAACAAGUUCCUGCCGGCCGUGAGCUCCUGGGUGCAGCGGUUUACCCGAGCUGCAGCCCAUGGUAGACACCUGAAGCGCGCCAUUGACCUGAAGAUGGAAUUGGAGCUCGUGUUGCAGAAGUAUGAGGAGCUCAAUAUUGAGCCUGACAGUGGGCAGUACCAGAUAGGAGUACCAGGGGAUGGGGACGAUGAGGACGACGAGGACUUUGUGGAAGUCCCGGAGAAGGAGGGGUACGAGCCCCACAUCCCUGACCACCUCUGGGGCGAGUACGGACUGGGCCCAAAGGCCCCGCCGAAGACCCUGGUGGGAGAUGCAGCUGCAUGGGAUGCUCAGGCGAGGAGGAGGACACAGAGGGAGGAAGAGGCGUUGGACCCCACCUCUGCUGCUGCUCAGCUGCGUCAGCUGCAUGACCCCCUGCCCCCCGUCCUACCCUCUCCUGCCAGGACUCUGCUGGGGCCUGAGGAGGCCCAGAAGCUGGAGGCAGAGCGUUCCCGGGCACCUGUCGUGCCUUUUGAUGUGGACCUAUGCUACUGGGGCCAGGAGGAGCAGAUGGCCGGGAAGAUCUUCAGGGCCGACUCUGAGCACCGCUUCUGGAAGCCCAGCGAGGUGGAGGGGGAGGUGGACAGCCCAGGCAUCUGUGCACUGCUCCGGAGCCGCCGCAUCCCCUUUGCGGGGAAGUUCGAGCCUGUGCAGCACCGCUGCCGAGCCCCGAGGCCCGAUGGCCGGCUCUGUGAGCGUCAGGACCGGCUGAAGUGCCCGUUCCACGGGAAGAUCAUCCCCAGGGACGAUGCGGGACAGCCCCUUGACGCGGAGGCCAGGGCCCGGGAGCAGCAACAACUACAACAGUCAAAGCGCCCAGACUGGCAGGACCCUGAGUUCCUGAAGGACGUAGAGGCGGCCACAGGGGUGGACCUUGGCUCUGCCCGGUACACUGGGAAGAGCAAAGGGAAGAGAAGGAAGUAUCCAAAGCUCACGGAUCUGCGGGCACAGGCCAGCACCUCACGGGCUCGCCUUGAGAAGAAGGUCUUUGCCAAGGCGGCAGUACAGAGGGUGGUUGCUGCCAUGAACCAAAUGGAUCAGAAGAAGCAUGAGAAGUUUGCAAACCAGUUCAACUAUGCGCUAAACUAGUGCUGGGCCAGCCUGCUGAGUCCCUCUGCUGGCCAGUUCCACCUCUGUGCACUGUGAGGGUGAUGCUGUGGGGCUGGCCAGAAGCCACACUGUUGUCUGCUCAGUGGCACCCAGGGCAGUGGGCCGUGGCAGCAGCCUGAGACUUGUGUGCAUCAUGACAGGUUCAGAACUUACAUAUGGCCUGCCGUCUCCCCAGGAGGGCACCCUGGGGCUGCACCCUUGGGUGCAGAUCUCUGAGCCCCUCUGGUGGUGAGUGACCACAUGCAGCGAUCCCAUCCGAGUGUGGCUCAGGGGCCUGUGCUCCUGCAGCAGGCCCAGUUCCACCUCCUAGAGGAUAUCACCCCAGCACCAGCGUGUGUUCCAAGCAGGCCAGGCUAGGGGCUCAUUAAGGGUGCAGCAUGUGUCCCUGGCUUCCCCACCCCUCUUCCACACCAUCACACUUGUCACUGUGGAGUGUCCCAGCCUCGUGCUCCAUGUGUGCCCUGGGCUGUCUGACCCUGGCUGUCCCUGGGAACCCCAUAAGCAGCACCGUGCCUUCUGACCAGUGCGAGGAUUCAGCGUCUCUACAUUCCAGUCAGCUCAGUGACUUCCCUCCAAAGUAACAAUCUUAGUGGGUUUGAGCAUUAUUUUUAUUUUCUUUCCUGUACUUCAGAUCAAAUACAUGACCUUACACUGAACUCAAUAA
Molecule: messenger RNA, 3039 nt
Organism: Cavia porcellus (domestic guinea pig)
Lineage: Eukaryota; Metazoa; Chordata; Mammalia; Rodentia; Caviidae
Gene: Uvssa
Product: UV stimulated scaffold protein A
Exons: 14
Coding region: 162-2354 (730 amino acids)
Biological process (GO): response to UV; transcription-coupled nucleotide-excision repair
Cellular component (GO): chromosome
Molecular function (GO): RNA polymerase II complex binding
Source: RefSeq, a predicted model, not a curated record